Messenger RNA from Gaeumannomyces tritici R3-111a-1, 1314 nucleotides. RefSeq lists its product as hypothetical. The transcript is spliced from 2 exons. Lineage: Eukaryota; Fungi; Ascomycota; Sordariomycetes; Magnaporthales; Magnaporthaceae. The coding region runs from base 1 to 1314 and encodes 437 amino acids. The record is from RefSeq and is a predicted model, not a curated record.
AUGUCCGGCGACAUGGCAGCACCUAAGAAAAGGCGGCCUAGCGAACGCUGGACAUCAUUUGACGACUGGAACUACGGCGGAAUGAGGCAGCGCCUUGAGGGAUUCAUGGCGUCCAUCAGCAAGGCGGCGCUGACGGAGCAUGCCUCAGUCGUGCUCGGCUCACCCGCGUCCAUGAGCGAACCCUUCUCUGCUGGCCAGCACUGGUGCUGCUUCGAGCUUGUUGCACCAGACGACCGCUUCCUCGUCGCACGAGUUCGGCUGCCGAAACAUCCCGAGAGUAACGCCACAGACACGGACGAGGAGUACUUGAUCCAGUGCGAAGUUGCAACGAUGAGCUUCCUGCGGGCGAAUGUCAGGACCGUCCCAUUGCCUGAACUCUACGCGUACGAGGCGCCAGGAUCCACGAGGGCCAUCAACGCAGGCGCCACGUACAUGCUCAUCCAAGGAUUCUACGGCAAUUCUCUCCAAGACAUCGACCAAAGCAUUUACGACCUUCCUGUCUCGACCCAAGAGCACGUUUUUGCGCAGUGGACGUCAGUUCAGGCGGAGCUUGCCGCUUUUACCUUUCCACAGAUUGGCUCCAUCUCGCAAUUUUCCACAGACACUGGCCCUACCAUUGGCGCAAUCGCUACAGCUUCGAUUGACGGUCUUCCGGCUGCCGGCCCAUUCCGCUCCGGAUGGGACUACUUCGUUGCCGUGGCGGAAGGUCUUGUCGCCGAUGCACUCCAAAGGAAGCGUUCGGGCACGGAGAGUAGCCAGUUUGCUACUCUCGGCCCUCUCGUUUUUCGAAACAUCGUGCGCGACACGCAUAUUUUCAAGAGUAAAGGACCGUUUCACCUCAAUCACAUGGACAUGGGCAUGCAGAACAUUCUCAUCGAUGAUGGCUUCAAUUUCGUCGCCGUGAUUGACUGGGAACUUGCCCAUUCGGCGCCUUGGGAAGUGAAUCACUAUCCCAUGCCGAUCCCGCUGAUCUCCUCCGACCGGGGAAUUGCAGAGAUUCUCUACGACCCCAGACACAUGGCCCAUCGCAAUGUGUCACGGCAGGCUGGGGCGAGAUUACUGUACCGACAGAAGUUUGAGGAGGCGGAACGAGCGCUUGAAAAGAGAGGCAAGCCACUGCACUACUCAAUCGCUGAAGUUCUUGACGGAAAGGCAUCUAGGAUCUACGGCUUAGUUGAAAAGAUCGGCGUCUUUCACGGCAUGGAAGAAGAGCUCACAUACGAGUUGGUCCGGCUAGGCUACGGGCUCACAGGCCCGGAAGCAGAACAGCACCUUCAGAUGCUGGGAGGAGACGAGAGGGGCGAUGGUUGCUAG